AUGGGCGAUAAUUCCGCCCCGGUCCACACCCAAACCCGGGAUGGAGAGCGCCAUGAUGUCGCUGACUCCGAUACCUCCGUGACCAUGGUCAGCAACGACCAUCCCGAUGCCCCGAUUCGAGACACCCCGCUGGUCGAGGACCUUGAACAGGAAAGCAGACCGCCAACCCCCCGUUUCAUACAGGAUGAGGGGUCUUGGAAGCGCUUCAAAUGGGUGCCGUACCCUGUCCGCCGUGUCAUCAAGGCCACCGCAAAGUGGGCUCGCGGCCCAUCCACUCCCCAUCGCUAUCGCAUCGAACCGCUCUUUCCCCAAGUGCAACACGCUCCUAUCGUGAUCCUCGACAAGUACCUGCCCCGAAAACUCCACAGAGGCUUUGCCGUGUUUGGUUUCUUUGGGAUAUGGCUCCUCACCUUUGCCCUGGUCAUGCGCGAGGGCCUGAUAGCGGCCGAGAUCCCGGAGUGGGGGACGCCCACCCAGAUCGGCUGCGGAUCGACCUACUGGACGUCCGGGAACGGGUGUGGCGUGGACGGCGUGGACUGUCGGCCGUUCAGUGAUGGCGGAUACCCGUUCCGAUGCCCGGCGAACUGUGCGAGCUAUCAGGUAUUGAACCCGCGCGCGGUGGGAGACCAAGAGAUCAUCUACCAGCCACUCGUCAUCGGCGGCCCGCCCGAGCCAAGCAAUACGACGGCAGUGUAUCGGGGCGAUUCGCACAUAUGCGGCUCCGCGAUACACGCAGGUGUCAUAUCUAACACUGACGCUCGACGAGGAACGGUAUCACAAGUAUCGGCUUUGACUCGUACUUCCCACUGUCGUUCACUUUUGAGCAGGACGUCAAGUGCGACGCCCGUGACGUGGUCUGGUCACUGCUCACCAUCUCAGUCGUCUUCACGGCCGUCUUUUCACUCUUGUGUCACUUCGCCGGCGCUCUUCUUCUUCCCCAUUUUCACCGUCUUGUACUGGACGGUCGGCAUGGCUACGGACACUCCCAACCACCGCGACAUACCCUCGCUUUUCUCGCUCGAGAUUGGUAGAUUCCUGCCCGCCAUGUUCGUCGCAUGGGUCAUGUAUGACAAAAUGGGUAUCAGGCGGACGCUCAAAGGCCUCACGGCGCAGGUGGAGAAGACCGUCGUCUGGCUCGGCGCUGCCUGGGUGGGCGCCCUGACCAACUACACGCUGGACUUCAUCCCCAUCCAAAGGCUCACAGCACGCGACCUCGGACGACAGCCCGGCGCACAGGCCGCUCUCUCCAUCAUCAUCAUCGUCCUCGUGGCCAUCGCCGCCGCACAGGUCUGGUUCUUCCGGCAAGAAGCCCGCCUCCUCCGCAACCUGCGACUCUACGCCCUUUUCAUUCUCGGCAUCAUCAUCUGCGUCUCCAUCCCCAACUUCAACCUGCGCAUUCACCACUACAUCCUCGCCCUCCUCCUGCUCCCGGGUACGGCCAUCCAGAUCCGCCCCUCCCUCCUCUACCAGGGCCUGCUGAUCGGCCUGUUCAUCAACGGCAUCGCCCGCUGGGGCUUCGAUCCCGUCCUGCAGACCGACUACGAGCUCCGCGCCGACGCCCCGAUGGAAUCGCCGCUGCCGUCCAUCCACCACCCCGUCGUCGCCGGGAACACCAGCAUCACCUUCUCGUGGGACCCGCCGCCGGGGUCCUACGACGGCCUCAGCGUGCUGGUGAACGACGUGGAGCGGUUCAGGAAGUAUUUUUACGAGGGCGUCAGCGAGGUCACGAAUGUGACGUGGGUGAGGGACCAGGAUCUGGUGGUGAACGAGUAUUUUCGGUUUGCGUGGAUGCAGGGCAGUCAGAGGGGGGAUUAUACGCGCGCGGGGACGUGGAAUGAGAAGGGGGAGUGGUUGGAGAUGGCACCUGGUCCGUCGCGAAUGAGGGCGAGGGAUGGGGGUGAGGAUGUGGGCGUAUAA
Chaetomium globosum CBS 148.51 is the source of this 1917-nucleotide messenger RNA. RefSeq lists its product as uncharacterized. NCBI's taxonomy places the organism in Eukaryota, Fungi, Ascomycota, Sordariomycetes, Sordariales, Chaetomiaceae. Bases 1 to 1917 code for a protein of 638 amino acids. The transcript has 2 exons. The record is from RefSeq and is a predicted model, not a curated record.